Rhinopithecus roxellana (golden snub-nosed monkey) is the source of this 794-nucleotide messenger RNA. RefSeq names its product ribosomal protein L9 (gene RPL9). Gene Ontology annotation, biological process: cytoplasmic translation. Gene Ontology annotation, molecular function: structural constituent of ribosome; rRNA binding. The transcript has 7 exons. Gene Ontology annotation, cellular component: cytosolic large ribosomal subunit; ribosome. Bases 85 to 690 code for a protein of 201 amino acids. Lineage: Eukaryota; Metazoa; Chordata; Mammalia; Primates; Cercopithecidae. The record is from RefSeq and is a predicted model, not a curated record.
CUUUCUUUGCUGCGUCUACUGCAAGAAUGAAGACAAUUCUCAGCAAUCAGACUGUCGACAUUCCAGAAAAUGGUAUGAGACUUGAUGUCUUUUUCAGUAUGUCUUUACUACACGUUCCAAGCGUUGUGUGGCCUGACGAGUGUGUUCUCUCUUCUAGUCGACAUUACUCUGAAGGGACGCACAGUUAUCGUGAAGGGCCCCAGAGGAACCCUGCGGAGGGACUUCAAUCACAUCAAUGUAGAACUCAGUCUUCUUGGAAAGAAAAAAAAGAGGCUUCGGGUUGACAAAUGGUGGGGUAACAGAAAGGAACUGGCUACCGUUCGGACUAUUUGUAGUCAUGUACAGAACAUGAUCAAGGGUGUUACGCUGGGCUUCCGUUACAAGAUGAGGUCUGUGUAUGCUCACUUCCCCAUCAACGUCGUAAUCCAGGAGAAUGGGUCUCUUGUUGAAAUCCGAAAUUUCUUGGGUGAAAAAUACAUCCGCAGGGUUCGGAUGAGACCAGGUGUUGCUUGUUCAGUAUCUCAAGCCCAGAAAGAUGAAUUAAUCCUUGAAGGAAAUGACAUUGAACUUGUUUCAAAUUCAGCGGCUUUGAUUCAGCAAGCCACAACAGUUAAAAAUAAGGAUAUCAGGAAAUUUUUGGAUGGUAUCUAUGUCUCUGAAAAAGGAACUGUUCAGCAGGCUGAUGAAUAAGAUCUAAGAGUUAUCCAGCUACAGAAAGAAGAUGCCAGAUGACUCCUAAGACCUACUUGUGAUAUUUAAAUGAUGCAAUAAAAGACCUGUUGAUUUGGAGCUUC